UCUCUCUCUUGCUGUAUUAUUCAUUCUCAUCUCUCUCUCUCUCUCUCUUUCUUUCUCUCUCUAAAACCCUCAAAACACAAAAAGCACAUUUUCAAUUUUCUCUCUCUAGAAAAAACAACACAAACCCUACACUCACACUCAAGCUUCUUCCGUCAACUCGCACAACAAAAGCGAUGGAAGCGAGGGUGAAUGCAAGGAAGAGGCAAGUUUUGGACAACGAUAUUGAUGUGGUGUAUAGAUUUAAAGUCCUGUUGCCAAAUGGGACAAGUAUAGGAUUAACAGUGCGGGACCCUGAACCUGAAAUGCCCUUUGAGGACUUCAUCGCUAUGGUGAAAGAUGAAUACUUUCAAGCUCGGAAGCAGUACGAAUCAAUGAGGUUAAAAAAGCAUAUAAAUUGGAAGGGUGGUCACUUCUAUCUUGAGGACGCGAAUGGUAACAAGACAAAAAAAAUGAUUAAGUUUGAGAGUUUUAAGCCUCACAAGUGUCACAUUUUACAGCUUCAUGAUGCCUCUGGUGAGACUGCUCAUACCUUUGAGAAUAUGUGGGACUUGACACCAGAUACUGAUCUGUUAAUGGAGCUACCAGAGGAAUACAAUUUUGAAACUGCUCUUGCUGAUUUGAUAGAUAAUUCCUUGCAAGCAGUAUGGUCCAACAGUAAAAAUGAUAGAAGACUGAUAAGUGUGAGUAUUGCUGCAGAUAAGAUUUCUAUUUUUGACACUGGCCCUGGAAUGGAUGGAAGUGAUGAAAACUCUAUAGUGAAGUGGGGUAAGAUGGGUGCCUCACUUCACAGAUCAUCUAAAGGACAGGCAAUAGGGGGCAAGCCUCCAUACUUAAGGCCUUUUUUUGGCAUGUUUGGAUAUGGAGGACCUAUUGCAUCUAUGCAUCUGGGGAGGCGUGCUUUAGUUUCUUCCAAGACAAAAAGUUCUAAAAAGGUCUACACAUUGCACCAUAAAAGAGAAGCUUUACUCAGCAGUUCUGGUACUGAACUUACCUGGAAGACUGAUGGUGGAAUGAGGAAUCCCUCCGAAGAAGAAAUUGGAGAAUCACAGCAUGGGAGCUUUACUAAAGUUGAGAUUUUUGAGCCAAAAAUAAAUAGCUUUGAAAUAUUUAAACUCCAAUGCAAGCUGAAAGACAUCUAUUUUCCAUACAUUCAGUGUGAUGAAGUGUUGAGCUCAGGGAGGACUAUUACACCAAUAGAGUUUCAGGUUAAUGGUGUUAAUUUGGCUGAAAUUGAAGGUGGGGAGGUUGCAAUAACCAACUUGCAUUCCUGCAAUGGACCUGAGUUUAUUUUGCAGCUUCGUUUUUUUUAUAAGCAAGACAACGCUGCAACCAGAAGUCCAGGUUCAAAAACAUAUCAAGAAGCUAAUGCACGCCUGAAGUGUGUCUAUUUUCCAGUCAUGCAGGGAAAAGAGAGUAUUGAGUUGAUUUUGGAGAAACUAGAAGCUGAAGGAUGCAGUAUCACAGAAAACUAUGACACCUUUAGUCGUGUCUGUAUUCGACGGCUGGGUCGUUUACUUCCAGAUGCUCGCUGGACAUGGCUUCCUUUUAUGGAAUUCAGACACAAAAAGGGAGAUAAAUCCCACUUACUGAAGAGAUGUUGCUUAAGGGUUAAAUGCUUUAUUGACACUGAUGCUGGUUUCAAUCCAACACCUUCUAAGACUGAUCUAGCUCACCAUAAUCCCUUUACUACUGCUCUAAAGAACUUUGGAAAUAAGCCGCCAGAAAAGGAAAAGGAGGUCAAAGAGGUCAAUGUUGAAAUUUAUAGAGAUGGAAAACUGUUGACUCCUUUGCAAAUGGAGAGAGAGUAUCAAGAUUGGAUUCUUCAGAUGCAUGAGCAUUAUGAUGAAGAAACUGACUCUGGCGAGGAUCAAGCUGUUCUUGUUGUCAACCCUGCAAACAAAAAGGCACUUGGAAUUUCAUCAGAUGUCAUAAGGGUGCAUCAGGUUUUAAAGAGGAAGGGAAAAUCAUGGGAAUCUGGGCAGAAAAUCAAGGUUCUCAAGGGAGCAUGUGCUGGGUGCCAUAAAAACAAUGUCUAUGCAACACUAGAAUACUUCCUGAUUGAAGGAUGUAAAGGUGAUGUGGGUGGGGAAGCUCGAAUUAUAUGUAGGCCACUAGGACUGCCAGAAGAUAAUGCCUGCAUCCUUGUAGUCAAUGAUGGGAAUCCCAGUUUUGAUAUUCGUGGCUCUUUAUCCCUACCCAUUGAUGUGAUUGAUUCUGGAAAGUGCCUUGCUAUUGAAAGUAUUGAGUGGAACUACCAGCUUGAUAAACUACGCCAGAAAUCUCCUUCAACAAUUGGUUUGCUGAGUGAAAAACAAUGUCUAGAUCUGGAGGUUGAUGGGGAAUUACCUGUUGAUGGUCCAGUUCAUGCAGGACAAGUUCCUCCAACAGAAAUUGUGGCGGUUGUACGGCCUACCGAUUUUGUUUCUUCUUUUACUUCAAAAAACUUGGAUCAGAAGUAUAUUGUCAAGAUCAAUUUAGAGAUGUCUAUGGAAAUUAAAUUUUUAAAAGAAGCUGAGCAUCCUGACGAUGCUCACCAUAUUUAUUCAGGAUGUGUAACACCUUCAUCACGUAAAGGAUUUCAUGGUUUAUAUAUCUUUCCUUUGGGUUGCAAGUUUCCGGAAUUAUUUCAAAAGGCUGGUCUCUAUACAUUUAAAUUCUCUCUUAAGGAUUCGACUUGUAAUAAUUGUAUCAAAAGAGUGCUAGUUAAGGCAUCUUCCGAGGUGGGCAAGUGGGAGCUUUUGGAUGGUGAGCGGAAUCCACAAUAUAACGUGAGGGUUGGUUCAUGUUUCCCACCUUUCUAUUUGGGAUGUUUUGACAUUUAUGACAAUCGAACUACAUUCACACAUACUCCCAAAGUGAGGAUCAAAAUUCAUACAAUCAAGGGUGUGCUUGUCCACGUUAAGAAAAUGAGUACUGAACUUUCACGUGAUAAAUUAACCCUAAAAGUGAAGGAUGUACUGAUUGAAAGCAAUGAGUUAGACAAUAUCAGGCCAAGUUAUGAAGCAACUUUGAUGAUAUGUCCAGAGAAGGAAUUGUUCUCAGUCUCAGUUCCAUGUCAAGUUUGUCCUGGAUCUUUACAGCUUGUCAAGGCCCAGCCACCAAUGUUAGAAAACAGACUGCUUCCAGGCUGCAUGGUUAAGCAGCUCCUAUUAGAGAUGUUUGAUGCAUAUGGUAAUCACGUGUCAAAAGGCUUGGAAGUUCAGUUGGAUGUGGACGGAUUUCAUAUGCUAGAUCAAACAGAUCAAAUAAGUCCCAAGCGUAAGGUUGAUGAUAAUGGAUGCAUUAACCUUGGUGGCCUCUUGAAAGUGAUAGCAGGAUUUGGAAGUAAAGCUUCACUUUCUGUUUUAUCUGGCCAUGAAGUUGUUUUCAAGCAGGAGCUUCAAAUUGAAAAAAGGGAAUUGAGGAUUGCAUCAAGGGUACCUGAGUUUUGUACUGCUGGUACUGAACUGGAAAAUAUCAUUUUUGAAAUUGUCGACUCUGAGGGUGAUGUUGAUGAGACUAUUCAUGACGAAGAUAAGUAUGGGCAAUCUCACACUCUCACUAUAAAGUCAGAGUCAUUCAAUACUGAGGAAUCUAUUCGGUACACUUUUAAACAUGGGCGCUGCACUGUUCCUGCUAUUCCCCUCCCUCAAAAGAAUGGGAUGUUUUGCUUUGAAGCUUCUCAUUCUCGUCACCCAGAGCUAAAUUUGAGUGUUCAGGUUUCUGUGCAAGCUCCAAAAGUGGAGUAUGAUGAUAUUCAGUCUCCAUCUAUAGAUGGAAAUGUCUUGCUCCUUCAGGACUCAUCUUCUCUAAAGCAAGUAGAAAAAGUCAUGGUGUCCAUGAUAAAUAAUGAGAAGAAACUUGAGGAUAAAAUAAUUCAAAUUGGUUAUCGCAUUGGGAAUCUGGAGAAGCAACUGAAUACACAUUCUAAAAGGAAGGAAGAAGUCGAGCAAGAUUUGUUUCAAUUGCAAGCAUCUGUCAACCCAAAGUACUUUCCCACAAAAGAGGAACUGAUAAAUUGGAUAGAAAGCAUGAAUCACUCUGCAGCGGCUGUCCUCUGCAGUCUUUCAAGAGAAUUCUCCUUCCAAGAGCAGCCAAAUUAUUUCUUGGAAGAUAUAAUUGGCCUGGUUGCACUUCUGGGUACAGUUUGCACCAACAAUCUUAGCAGGAUUUUAGCAGAGUACUUGGGUGAAGAUCAGAUGCUUGCUGUUGUCUGUAGAUCCUUUGUGACUGCAAGUGCUCUUGAGAAUUAUGAACAAAAUGGAGAAGUGGAUUGUGGGCAAGCCCUUCAUGCAGCAGCAGCUGCACGUGGAAAUUCUAUUAACGGUCGAUUUCUUGUUAUUUGCCUUGAAGAUCUAAGGCCUUAUUCUGGGAAGUAUGAAGGUAGUGACCCUCAGAGGAAGCUGGCCUUGCCGUAUCCUACCUUGCCUAGGGGGAAUGUGCCAAGAGGUUUCAUUGGGUAUGCGGUUAACAUGAUUGACUUAGACAUUGAUCAUUUACACACAAGAACUGCUGCAGGCCAUGGUCUUCGGGAGACAGUACUGUAUCGUCUUCUAGGAGAGGUUCAAGUAUAUGAAACCAGGGAAUGCAUGUUAGAAGCCCGUCGUUGUAUAAAGCAUGGUGCUGUAUCUCUGGAUGGUGGCAUUUUAAGAGAGAAUGGAGUUAUUUCUCUUGGAUAUGGGGAUCCUCGUAUAUGUUUUCCAGUUGUCACACCAGACAGUGAGUCCUCGGCAGGAAAUGUGGAGGUCAUGAAAUUAAUUGAAGAAAAAAAGGAGGAGUUGGAAGUGAUCACCAGUUCUAUUGGGAAGAUGACUAAAUCCCAUGAAAAAUCUUUGAAGAAGUUCAAGAAGAAGAAAGAAAAGUACGACAAGUUCAUGGAUAAUAUGGAACCUGUGUUAAAAGACUACUAUCUGGAAUAUAAAUCCAAGAGCAAGUCAUAUAACUCACCUUGCUGAUGUACGUUGUCCUAGUUACUUUUGUAGUGCAGUAAAUCUCUUCUUUUUUUUUUUUUGACUGAGUGCAGUAAAUCUCUAUAAUGCUUGUAAAUAUCCAUAGAACAGGUUUUUGCUUAAAAGGUAAUUUUAUAUUUGUAGAUGUCACUUUUGGAAAACUACCAGAACCCUGAGAAUUUUACUGCUAGCACAACUCCAAAAUUCAUAGGAUCAA
Molecule: messenger RNA, 5145 nt
Organism: Quercus robur (English oak)
Lineage: Eukaryota; Viridiplantae; Streptophyta; Magnoliopsida; Fagales; Fagaceae
Product: structural maintenance of chromosomes flexible hinge domain-containing protein GMI1
Exons: 38
Coding region: 174-4934 (1586 amino acids)
Source: RefSeq, a predicted model, not a curated record